AUGGGGGGUGUCGUCAGACGUCAAGCAGCAUGCGUCACAGGACAGGACGGCAUGGCAUGGCAAAGGGGAGAAUACGAUAUUUUUGGACCAGGUCAAGGGCCAGUCUUGUUUGGAGCCGGCUCUGGGCUACAACAAGCUGACAGCUGGCGUCCUUGCCCAGCCUCACCCGAGUCUCGUCGACAAACACUAAUAAUUGCUAGCGAUUAUAUGGGCAUGUAUUACACGGAGUCGACCAAGCGUCACGUCAUGGACAAGGGUGUUGCAGUGGCUUCUGCGAUGGAGAUUGAGGAUGGGAUGGGACGGUGCGCAAGGUCAGGAUUGAAAGAAAAGUGGGCGCGGCCAAGCCAAGCAGCUCGACAACAGCAGCUCGACAGGGAUCGUGAUGCCCAUGACCCAUUUGCCAUCGACGAGCAGGCAGCAUGUCCGCAGCGACUUGGCGACUACGGAGUACUGGGCCAUCUUUUUCCGGCGUCUUCUCACGGAAGCUAA
Messenger RNA from Metarhizium robertsii ARSEF 23, 489 nucleotides. RefSeq lists its product as uncharacterized. Bases 1 to 489 code for a protein of 162 amino acids. The record is from RefSeq and is a predicted model, not a curated record. NCBI's taxonomy places the organism in Eukaryota, Fungi, Ascomycota, Sordariomycetes, Hypocreales, Clavicipitaceae. The transcript is spliced from 2 exons.